CCUUUCUCUCGAGCAUUUGCUUCGCAUCGCACAUUUUGCUUUUCCUUUGCAUCGCACAGCACCGCGCAGCAUGGCCGGUGCCACCGUCGACGCACUGCGCGACCUCAUGGCAGCGGAGCGCAAGGACCGUCUGGCCGCACUGCGCCAGCUGGGGGCCACGAGGAUGGCUGAGCUUGAGGCCGACCUCCACGAGGCAAGGCUUACCUUGUUUGGCCCCUUGCCCUCCUCCGCACUGCCCUCCACUGCACCGCCCCCGCCUUUGCACACGGUGCCGAGCACGGCCCCGCCCAGCACCACACCGCAGGGCACGCCACUGCCCCACAAGACACCGCCCAUGGUCAAGGCGGCGCCUACCAAGUCGGCAGCAGCACCGCCCCCGACUUCCCAGCCCGCCCCUCCGCCCGAGCCCUGCCCCCCCCCUGCACCGCCCAUGCCCAAGGGAGGCACCCCCGCACAGCAAGAGAAGUUCGUGCUUGGGCAGCCGCCCAUCCCUGAGGCAGGCAAGAACUGGGCCGACGUCACGGAGGAGGAGAUCACAGAUGCAUGGCACGACUCCUCUGCAUCGCCGAGAUGCAUCGCCCGGCCCUGCCUACGUGGAUCCCACAUGGCAAUCCGCACCGCCUGGCGUGCCAUGCCGGCCGCGGACCCAUGGGCCUACUACAAAGGCUAUGGCAAAGCACAGGUGAAGUGGUACACUGCUGGCGACGGCUCCAGGAGGAGGCCCUGCAACAAGCCUCUGAAAGAGGCCUGGGAGGAGGACAACCACCUCCUGCAUCGCUGCAGCAAAUGCAAAGAGCUCGAAGAGCAGGGAGAGCUCAGACAACUUGGAUGGUUGCUCUGCCUUUGGCUCGGCACUCGCAUUUUUCGUGAGAGAAUCCACAGCCCUGCCCUGCAGGUAAUCAUGAGACGCCGUUGGUCGGCAUCGCACCCAGCCUCGCCUGGCUUUCCUGCCGUGACCGCGGACAAUGCACCGCCCUUUCCCAUCCUGCUGCCCACAGCCAGUGCCGAUGACUCUGCGCCACAAGCCACUACGGAAGCUCUGCCUAGCACCCUUGAUUAUUCUCUCCAGGAGCACCUGGACUUCGUCUGCCAGGCCCUGCCGGGCGAGGUCGCCCCGACCCAGCCAGACAGCCCACCAGACAUUGCGACAGAACAGCAUGAUUUUGACUCACAUAUCUCGGUUUCGUCGGACGAAUUUCUGCACGGCGCCGCCGAGGAAAUGCCCGCCCCAGCAAGCGUGCUACAUCUACUGGCCGCGUCUAGUAAAAGCCCGGCCUUGCCAAUCCAAGAACGCAAACUUAGAGCCAAAGCACACUCGCAUGGCUCCUUGCCUACUGUGGCGGACCUAGCAGUGCCUCCAGCCACAGCCAAAGCCUCGCCAUGCAGAGUCGUUGCAUACCCACAUAGCCUGUCUUCGGCCGAAGCCUUCCGGGUACCAGGCGCCCCCAGGCGCUCCCGGUCACCUCCUCCCCUGCAUCUUGGGGGCUUGCCUCCCCCGCCGCCCAAGAGCAAGCCAACAAGCCUCAGACCACCGCAGACAACAAGCACAGCAUCCAGCGCAAGCCUUGGCCCUGCGGCCCCGAUCACAACGCAUACUCCCUCCGCACCGCUGCUUCAGCCUGUGCUCCGCACGCCGCGGCCUCGGCCUGUUAAGCUGCAGCGCACCCGCAGAUCACUGGAGGUCAGGAUGCAGCAGUGCGGCACGCACUGGUCCCAGCUGCUCAUGCGACUCGGCAUGGCCUCCCUGCUCCUGCAAUCCCUACUGCCCUCCAAAGAGUCCUCGCAGCAUAUGCUUGCAGUAAUCCGAAAAUUCGCUCCGGGCACUCUAGAACGCUACCUUCGCAUCGCAUCGCAAUUCAUGGGCUUUCUCGAUAGCAUGGGAAUCCAAUUCGCACAAGUGUCCCUUGCGGCAGUCUUGGACUACCUUGCCGCGGCCCGAGCAUCGCAUAAGCAGGACCUCGAAAUCCAUCGCAUAAGCGCGGCCUCGGCGAUCAAAGCACUGCGUUGGUUCCACAGACACGCGCAAUGGAACGCUUUAUCCAUCCACAUGCAUAGCCCUGUCAUAUCGGCCUACGCAACACAAGGCACAUCCAAAGAUAGAAGAGAAGCGCUGCCCAUACCUUGGGCUUUGGUCGCUGCCUGGGAGCGACAUGUUUGCAACGCAUCGACCCCGAUUUGCACUACACUUGUGUUGGGUGCAGCUCUCCUUGCAAUUCACGCCUGCCUUCGCUUUGGAGACAUCCAGAGAGUGGACUUCGCAUCGCUCUCUUUAACGUCCACCGCAUUGCUGGGGGUGUGCUUUGCGACAAAGACCACCUCACAGGGGCAACCCUUCGCUGUGACUAUUGCCGGCCUCACCGGCCGAGAUCUUUCAUCGUGCUGGCCACUGCAUUGGUUGUCUGCCCUGCAACGCGCGUGCACACCAUUCAGAGGCAGUGAGGGUAAUCCCGACUUCCUCUGGGUCAAUACAGCCAUGGACAGCCACGCAUUGCAAGAACUUGCCCCGGCGUCAUACUGCACCGCAAUGCUUUGCCUCCGCUGGGCAGCCACCCUGCCUUGGGAGGCCAAGCAGACUGGCCUCACGCCGGCCGAAGCACAGCAAUUGAGUUUGCAUAGCAUGAAAAGCACGCUUCUCGCGGCAGCCGCACAGCGCCGCCUUCGCAAAGACAUGCGCCUGUCAGCGGGCCAUCAUAGGGACAGUGCUGCCCUCUACAGCAGAAAUGAUACAUUCGACAGUCUCGACGCUCAACACAGCAUUGCCGUCGCCAUGAGCGAAGGCUGGCGCCCCAGCCGCAGCGUGGCCAGAGGCGGCCAGGCUCCCAUACCGGAUCCCAUAGAACAGUUCUUUUCGGACGAUCCCAUUUCGGAUGGUUCGGACGUGGAAGCGGCCAUGGUGCGGCGCGCUGCCUUGCGCCGCACGCAAAGCUCUUCAUCAGAAGCCGAGGUUUCUUCUGUGUCCUCUUCCAUCGCAUCUGCCGCCAUAGACCAAAACGAUCUGCCCCUCUUCGCGUGCACGGGCCCUUGGAGCUGCUGGCAUUGCCUGGCCCCGCCCGACGCAUCAGGCACACUCCGCACCGCGUGCGGCCUGGCACUCGGCACAGCAUCUUUCACAGCAGAGGUCGUGACGUGCGCCAUGGCCUGUUUCGCCCUUGCACUGCUGCUUUCUGCACUUAACCAUAGCCCUGCUUCUCUGCUUGCUCCCUUCUCUCAGAUGGCAGACGUUUCUGCCGUUGACUCCGUGGAAGCUCUGCAGGGUCUCUUUGACUCCAUGCAAGUCCCUGCUCCGCUCAGCAACGCGGUUCAAACCUUGGGGAUUUUGUCAAUCCCCGACUUCGCUUUCGCAUAUUCCAGCAUAUCCGAGCUUGAUGUUCCUUGCUCCGCUGAGCACCAGCAGGUGUGGGAUGACAUGGAAGUGUCGGACCCCCUCCACAGCCCCGCAAUGGCCAGGCUCCGCCGCUCCCUUCAGCGAGCCAAGGCCAUCACGGAAGCAUCCGAUGCUGCC
This is a messenger RNA of Symbiodinium sp. CCMP2456, 3502 nucleotides long. The record is from the annotation of a GenBank genome assembly. Lineage: Eukaryota; Dinophyceae; Suessiales; Symbiodiniaceae.